Molecule: messenger RNA, 1332 nt
Organism: Calliphora vicina (urban bluebottle blowfly)
Lineage: Eukaryota; Metazoa; Arthropoda; Insecta; Diptera; Calliphoridae
Product: odorant receptor 67d-like
Exons: 5
Coding region: 1-1332 (443 amino acids)
Biological process (GO): detection of chemical stimulus involved in sensory perception of smell; sensory perception of smell
Cellular component (GO): plasma membrane
Molecular function (GO): odorant binding; olfactory receptor activity
Source: RefSeq, a predicted model, not a curated record
AUGACAAACUCACUUCAUCAUCAUCAUCAUCGUCAUCAUCAGCAGAGACAACAGCAGCAGCAACAAUGGCGACAUUUAAGGAUAUCAAACAUAUUCACCGUAGGUUUUGUUCAAACUGAAUUAGUACAAGUUUUGCAUUCAUCAAUUCAGUUGAAAGUCAUGGCUAAAAGUUGCUUUGAUCGUUAUAAUAAAAUCGUGGGUAUCACAAGAACAAUGGCAGCUUUGGUUGGUGCGGAUGUAGUGGACCCAAACUACAAAAUGAACAUUUUAACAUGGACCGUAAUUUUAGCCAUUAAUGCUUUUUUUGUCUGCACAAUUUAUACAAUUUAUGUUGGACUGGUUGUGGACAAAGAUUGGAAAGUUGUUUUACAAACGCUCAGUUUAGUCGGAAGUGCAGUGCAAGGUUAUAGUAAAUUAAUUUUGUGUAUUUAUCGGCGUUUGGUUAUCAGUUCUAUGAAUAAAAAGCUGGACAAUAUAUAUCUAGAGUAUCAAAAAGAUAAAGACUAUCUAGAGACUUUACGUUAUCGCACUGACUUGGCCACCAAAAUGUUGAAAAUUGUCUUGUGGAUCUAUGUAAUUCCUGCGUCUACUAUUAUUGUAUAUCCUUUGAUUUAUAGCAUGUUGUAUAAUAAGAAAGUGUUUGUAAUGCAAUUUUUAUUGCCCGGCAUAGAUCCAUUAACUCAUUUCGGCUAUGUUCUGCAUAAUGUGUUCCAUGUUAUUCUUAUUUGUUUGGGAGCUUUUGGAAAUUUUGCGAGUGACAUGUAUAUUUUUAUAUUCAUAAUAAAUAUACCCUUGUUGAAGGAUAUUUUGAGGAUUAAAUGUGAGAAAUUGAAUCGAAUUGCUCUUAAGGCACGGGAUCCAACGAAGACGAUGCCUGUCGUAAAGGAAAUUGUGGAAUGGCAUCAGAAUUAUAAUACAUUCGCACAACAAGUCGAAGAAGUGUAUUAUGGUGUGAUAUUUGUUCAGGUUUUUACUUCGGUGGUGAGCAUUUGUUGCACCCUUUUUUCCAUUGUCAUUCGCAGUUGGCCAGCUGCUUUUGCGUAUUUGCUGUACAGCGUAGUAAUGAUGUAUGCAUACUGUGCACUUGGUAAUUUGGUGGAGAUAUCUAAUGAUGAAGUAAUCGAUAUCAUUUAUUGCGAUUGUUUGUGGUAUGAACUGUCUGUGCCGGAGCAAAAAUUAAUUCUCUUGAUGAUACGAAAGGCCCAAAAACCACUAACAUUGACCAUAGGUCAAAUCAUGCCCUUAUCUAUGAAUACGGCUCUACAGUUGACAAAAGCUAUUUAUAGUUAUAUGAUGGUGCUGUUGAAUUUCUUGGAAACGGAUGAUAUCUAA